AUGCUUCGAGCUGCCAGCGCCGGCCUCCGCAACGCGGUCGCUACCCGCUCCGUUUCACUUUCAGCUGUUAAUCACAGGUGAGAUGCUUUCAGAUGAACACUCUAAGAGCCCUCCGAAACAUAUCAAUCAGUCGGAAUCAAUACACAUUCCCAAUGAUUUUGGGGCAAUUCACCAGAAUCGAUUGAUUUCUACCAGUUAUCGGUGCAAAACUGCUGCCUAGUUCAUUAUCAAAGCACAUGGGUAGUGAUAACUGACGAAGUUUGUUCAGCGCAUUGUCAAUAGUCGAAUUUGGUCACGUUUCGCCUGGAAACUGAAGUUGGCAGGCUCACGAAAGCUUCUCUAACCACACUUUGCACGUUUCACUUUUUCAGCGAUGUCAAGCGCUCGGAUAUCGCUCAGUACAAGGUCGUCGACCAUGCUUACGAUGCCGUCGUUGUCGGAGCCGGAGGUGCUGGACUCCGUGCCGCUAUGGGACUCUCCGAGGGAGGACUCAAGACUGCCGUUAUCACCAAGCUCUUCCCGACCAGAUCUCAUACCGUUGCCGCUCAGGGAGGUUAGGAACUUGUUAUGCUUUGAGGAUUCCUUGGAACUAGUGAUUUUUCAGGAAUCAACGCCGCCCUCGGAAACAUGAACCCAGAUAACUGGCGCUGGCACUUUUACGACACCGUCAAGGGAUCCGAUUGGCUCGGAGACCAGGACGCCAUCCACUACAUGACCCGUGAAGCUGAGCGCGCCGUCAUUGAGCUCGAAAACUACGGAAUGCCAUUCUCGCGUACCACCGAUGGAAAGAUCUACCAGCGUGCUUUCGGAGGACAGUCGAACGAUUUCGGACGUGGUGGACAGGCCCACAGGUCAGUUAGAGAGGGUUUCAGCUUGGAAUGAUCUAGACGAACUGCAAUAUUCUGUUCCGUUGGCUUAGGUGGCUAGUGCGAGUCGCCGAGUCGACCACCAGAGCUGGUCAUCUGUUUGGUCACCACUAGUGUGAGGUCGCAGAUUCGUAUCCGCUUAGUGUGUUCCAUAAAAGGACACUGAAAAGAUGAGUAACUGCAACAGAAAAAGAUCUCAUCAUGGGUUGAUCUCCUAGUCUUUGCUAGUCCACAAAGAACGCUUUUCCUCUCAUGUCUACCCAACAGUCCAAAUCCAUAUUUUUUAGAACUUGCUGUGUCGCCGAUCGUACCGGACACUCGCUUCUUCACACCCUCUACGGAGCUUCUCUCCAAUACAACUGCAACUACUUUGUCGAGUACUUUGCCCUCGACUUGAUCAUGGAAAAUGGAGCGUGUGUCGGAGUCAUUGCCAUCGAUCUCGAAGAUGGAACAAUCCAUCGCUUCCGCUCCAAGAACACCGUGCUCGCCACUGGGGGAUACGGACGUGCCUUCUUCUCGUGUACUUCCGCCCACACCUGUACUGGAGACGGUUAGUUUGCACUGGUUCAACUUUCAUUAUUUGAAAUUUUCAGGAACCGCGUUGACCGCUCGUGCUGGAAUCAACAACUCCGACAUGGAGUUCGUUCAGUUCCACCCGACCGGAAUCUACGGAGCCGGAUGCCUUAUCACCGAGGGAUCUCGCGGAGAAGGAGGAUUCCUGGUCAACUCUGCUGGAGAGCGAUUCAUGGAGCGCUAUGCUCCAGUCGCCAAGGAUCUCGCCUCCCGUGACGUCGUCUCGCGCUCGAUGACCAUUGAAAUCAUGGAGGGACGUGGUGUCGGACCAGAAAAGGACCACAUCUACCUUCAGCUCCACCAUCUGCCAGCCGACCAGCUCCAGCAGAGACUUCCAGGAAUCUCGGAGACCGCCAUGAUCUUCUCUGGAGUCGAUGUUACCAAGGAGCCAAUCCCGGUCAUCCCAACUGUUCACUACAACAUGGGUGGAGUUCCAACCAAUUACAAGGGACAAGUGCUCAACUACUCUUCGGAGAAGGGAGACCAGGUUGUGCCAGGACUCUACGCCGCCGGAGAGUGCGGAGCUCACUCUGUCCACGGUGCCAACAGACUUGGAGCCAACUCACUUCUCGAUCUGGUCAUCUUCGGAAGAGCCUGCGCCAUCAAGUAAGAUUUAUCGAAAACGUGAAUGAGAAUCAAUUGCCGUGUAUUUCAGCAUCCUCAAGAACACCAGCCCAGGUGUUGGAGUUCCAGAGCUGCCAAAGAACGCCGGAGAGGCUUCCGUCGCCAACCUCGACAAACUUCGCUUCAACAACGGAGACAUCUCCACCGCCGAACUCCGUUUGACGAUGCAGAAGACCAUGCAGAAGCACGCCGCCGUCUUCCGUCGCGGAGACAUCCUUCAGGAGGGUGUCAAGCUCCUCUCCGGAUUGUACAAGGACCAGGCUCGUCUGAAGGUCGCCGACAAAGGACUCGUCUGGAACUCGGAUCUUAUUGAGACCCUCGAGCUUCAGAACUUGCUCAUCAACGCCACGCAGACUAUUGUGGCCGCUGAGAACAGAAAGGUCAGUGAUUAGUGAGCCAUCAAUAUGUAUAAAACCUUCGUCAACUCAUUCAACUUUCAGGAAUCGCGUGGAGCGCACGCCCGUGACGAUUUCCCUGACAGACUCGACGAGCUCGACUACAGCAAGCCAUUGGAGGGACAGACAAAGAAGGAGUUCAAGGAUCACUGGCGCAAGCACUCGAUCAUCCGCUCGAACGUCGAAACCGGAGAAGUGACGCUCGACUACCGCCCGGUCAUCGACACCACUCUCGACAAGAACGAGACUGACUGGGUUCCACCAAAGGUCCGCUCGUAUUAA
Messenger RNA from Caenorhabditis sp. 36 PRJEB53466, 2740 nucleotides. The record is from the annotation of a GenBank genome assembly. NCBI's taxonomy places the organism in Eukaryota, Metazoa, Nematoda, Chromadorea, Rhabditida, Rhabditidae.